UUCCCAUCAGAGAGGUUGAAUGUCUGCAGGACAUGCUCAUCUUUUGUCUAUCCGUGUUCUUUUAUUAAACAUCAUCUAGAACUUUCACAUAGAUGCAGAGCUCAUCUGUCAGUUUCACACUUAAGGUUUUAUGACAAAAACCACUGGUUAGAAAUCAACGGGACAGAUGAUUUCAGACUUGUGAAGAAGGGCUGCUCUUCACGCAAACUCUGUAGGUUAUAGAAGCAUUUAUGCUUUUUUUUUUUUGUGUCCAUCCACAAAAUUCAAAGGGAACACAUCCAGAAGCUAUUUUUUGGUUCUUUUGGAGGUUCUUUUCCCUCUCACACUCAUAUCCCUCCAUUUUUCGGCAUCGCCUCUGAGUUAUCGCAGCCAUGUGGGAGUUCCGGUCCAUGUCUUUUUGGCGGGCUGUGUUUGCCGAGUUCUAUGGCACCAUGUUCUUUGUGUUUUUUGGGCUGGGAUCAGCUCUGCGUUGGACCACUGGACCACACAACGUGCUCCAAGUUGCCUUCUGCUUCGGUCUGGCAGCUGCCACACUUAUCCAGUCCAUCGGCCACAUCAGCGGUGGCCACAUCAACCCGGCUGUCACGUUCGCCUACCUGAUUAGCUCCCAGAUGUCACUGUUUCGUGCUUUCUUCUACAUCUGUGCUCAGUGUUUUGGAGCGCUAGCUGGAGCUGGUGUGCUGUAUGGGGUCACGCCAACCAAUUUGAGAGGCAAUCUUGGCCUGAACACGCUUCAGCCAGGCAUCAGUCUGGGAAUGGCCACCACCAUAGAGAUAUUUGUGACUCUGCAACUCGUGGUCGUGGUCUUCGCUGUGACAGAUGAGAGGCGAAAUGGACGACUGGGGUCUGCUGCCCUGUCCAUUGGCUUCUCAGUGCUUGUGGGCCACCUGCUGGGGAUGUAUUACACUGGAGCUGGAAUGAACCCUGCCAGGUCUUUUGCCCCUGCUGUGCUUUUUAGGAACUUUAUUAACCAUUGGGUGUACUGGGUGGGCCCUAUGAUCGGCGGUGCUAUGGGCGCUCUGCUCUAUGACUUCAUGCUCUUUCCCCGGAUGCUUGGCCUGUCCGAGCGAUUGGCUGUGCUCAAGGGCAACCGACCUCCUGAGGCCGAAGCCCAGCAGGAGACCCGAGGGGAGCCGAUUGAGCUCAAAACACAAGCCUUAUAAACACGGCCAGGAAACUUUGGAUCCCUGACGCGACACAUACGUACGAUCCUCACACAUCUCUAACAUACCAACCAAGUUUGCUGUAGGGAGAAUCACACACACUUCUAAAGGCAAUCGAGACACUAUAACCCCUACCCAAGGACUAUGAAUAAGGGUAAGAAGAGGACUUCCUGUUGAGGACUCUGUACUGCCAGGUAUAGGGAGUGAGAUCAGGUGGCUAACGCCGCUCAGGGGCACCUCUGUUGUUUCUAGUCUACUAAGAGUGAACUACACUAGAAGUGGACUUCUGCAUGCUUUCCAGUUUUACAGGGUUUAAAUCUCACACAUUCAUUUCAGUUUAUUUUUUCUUUGAUU
Molecule: messenger RNA, 1517 nt
Organism: Sinocyclocheilus grahami
Lineage: Eukaryota; Metazoa; Chordata; Actinopteri; Cypriniformes; Cyprinidae
Product: lens fiber major intrinsic protein-like
Exons: 4
Coding region: 372-1163 (263 amino acids)
Biological process (GO): water transport; transmembrane transport
Cellular component (GO): plasma membrane
Molecular function (GO): water channel activity
Source: RefSeq, a predicted model, not a curated record